AUGCGGGCGGCGGCGGUGGCGGUCCCCCUGGUGCUGGCCGGGGCGCUGGCGCUGGCGCUGGCGGCGGGGCUGGCCGUGCCCCGGGAAGGGCGGCCGGCCCUGGAGAGGCUGCUGCCCGCGGCCGGAGCGCGCUUCGGCUGGACGAACCUCAGCUGCCCCGCCUGCCGGCUGAUCUUCACAGCCCUGGACGCCAGCAUUCAGCUGGAGACCAGCGUGGAGCACAUCCAGCAGCUGGCUACCAAGGUCUGCCUGACACUGAGCCUGGCACCCCCCAACGUGUGUCAGGAGAUCAUCCGUCUCUUUGGGCAAGACGUGGUGACUGCCUGGGUCCGCUCCAUCCUGCGCCCAGCUGAGAUCUGCGGCCUGCUGGUGGGUGCCCAGUGCGGCCACUGGGACAUCUACUCCAGCUGGAACAUCACCCUGCCCAAGACGCCCAAGCCCCCCGUGCGCCCUCCAGUGCCCCCUCCGCCCAGCGCCCCCACGGCACGCCUGCUCUUCCUGACUGACCUGCACUGGGAUCGGCAGUACACCCCGGGCAGCGACCCCAACUGCAAGGACCCGCUCUGCUGCCGGGGGGGGCAGCCGCGGGGGCCCGGGGCCGGCUACUGGGGCUCCUACAGCAAAUGCGACCUGCCCCUCCACACCCUGGAGAACCUGCUGCAGCACUUGGCGUUGGCCGGGCCCUACGAUGCCGCUUACUGGACGGGCGACAUCCCGGCUCACAACGUCUGGCAGCAGACGCGCCAGGACCAGCUGCAUGCCCUCACCACCAUCACCAGCCUCGUCCAGAAGUACCUGGGGCCAUUGCCCGUCUACCCGGCGGUGGGCAACCAUGAGUCGGUGCCGGUGAACGCCUUCCCCCCGCCCUACAUGCCUGGGAACCAGUCCUCCGCCUGGCUGUACGAUGCCAUGGCCGAUGCCUGGCAGCAGUGGCUGCCCCCAGAAGCCCUGCAGACCCUGAGGCUGGGGGGCUUCUACACCCUCCCCAUCUGGCGGGGCCUCCGCCUGGUUUCCCUCAACAUGAACUUCUGCUCCGAGGCCAACUUCUGGCUCCUGAUCAACUCCACCGACCCGGCCGGGCAGCUCCAGUGGCUGGUGGGCGUCCUGCAGAGGGCGGAGGAAAGUGGCGAGAAGGUCCACAUCAUCGGGCACAUCCCGCCCUCCCACUGCCUGCGGAGCUGGGGCUGGAAUUACUACCGCAUCAUCAACAGGUUUGAAGGCACCGUCGCUGGGCAGUUCUUUGGCCACACCCACUUGGACGGGUUUGAGCUUUUUUACGACGAGGAGACCAUCUCCCGGCCGGUGGGCAUUGCCUUCCUGGCUCCCAGCGUUACCACCUACAUCAAACUCAACCCAGGGUAUCGGAUCUACCACGUGGACGGGAUCCGCUCUGGCAGCUCCUACAUGGUCCUUGACCACGAGACGUUCAUCUUGAACUUGACGCAGGCAAACCAGCCCGGUGCCGUGGCUCGGUGGCAGCGCCUCUACGGGGCCCGGGAGACUUACGGGUUUCCCGUGGCCUUCCCAGAGGACUGGAACCAACUCCUGGACCGCCUGCAGGCCGACGAGCGGCUCUUCCAGCAUUUCUGGUACCUGAGGUUCAAAGGCCACCCGCCCACCGAGCCCUGUGGCGACGCCUGCAGGAAGGCCACGCUCUGUGCUCUCCGCACCGGCCGGGCGGCCGAUCCCAAACUCUGCCAGACCCUUAAGAUGCCCUUCUUAGAAAUUCAGGCCUGGCGGCGGAAGCACACAUUUUGCUAGCUGGGGCCCGAGAUGAGUACCAAGGGGCGCAGGGGCCCUGUCCUCCAGCAGGCUCUGUGGGCGUGGGCACAACACGGCACCCCUUCUCUCGGGCACUCCACAGGACUCAAGUUCCAGACAAGCACCGCGGCCCUUCAGAUCGUGCAGAAAGAUGCAGAAAGGACCCAGCAGUGGUCCUAAGACCCUUAGGAGAGGGUGGGGUGCCCUGGCUGCCCUUGGCCUCUGCCCCUACAGCUCCCCUCUAUUGCUCAGCAGCUCCUCCUCUUCCACCCCUGCUCCACCCCUUUUGUGUGGGCACGGAAAGCAGGCCUGCAAGACAUGCCCACCCUGCUGCCCCCGUGUUUGAAGUGCCAUCAGCAAAGGAGGAGCAGAGACCUGGACGGCCGUGGGCGCUGGGGGUUUUGUUGCUGGCUCUGGCGCCAGGCAAAACCUGGCAGGAUCCGUUCUCAGACUCUUCUGCCUCCAGUACCGGCCCAACCUCUGCCAGCGUGGGAUUCCUCUGCAGGGGAGGGGUGCCCCCCAUCUCUUUUGUUCCUCCCUCCCCAGCAAUAAACAGCUUCUGUGUCUCCUC
Molecule: messenger RNA, 2332 nt
Organism: Protobothrops mucrosquamatus (brown spotted pit viper)
Lineage: Eukaryota; Metazoa; Chordata; Lepidosauria; Squamata; Viperidae
Gene: SMPD1
Product: sphingomyelin phosphodiesterase 1
Exons: 6
Coding region: 1-1761 (586 amino acids)
Biological process (GO): sphingomyelin catabolic process; ceramide biosynthetic process
Cellular component (GO): lysosome
Molecular function (GO): acid sphingomyelin phosphodiesterase activity
Source: RefSeq, a predicted model, not a curated record